AUGGCAGAAAACAACAUAGAGUGCAAUAGUGUGGUUGAUGGUAAUGUUGAAGAAGUCCCCAACAAGAAGAUAAUUAAGUUUAAUCCUCCAUUAUACAAACAGCGUUACCAAUUCGUUAAAAAUUUAGUGGAGCAACAUCAACCCAAGAAGGUUGCAGACUUGGGGUGUGGUGAUGUUUGCCUCCUAGUGAUAUUAAAAUACCAAAAGUGCAUUGAAGAGCUUGUUGGAGUGGAUAUCAAUGAAGGGAGACUUAAAUGGAAUGGGUCUAGGCUGUCCCCAUGCAUGGGGGAUCAUCUGGAUCCUCGAGAGCUGGAUUUAGUUAUUACCUUGUAUCACGGCUCUGUUUUGGAGAAAGACUGUCGUUUGCUUGGAUUUGAUUUGGUAGCAUGUAUUGAAUUAAUAGAACAUUUUGAUUCAGAAGAUCUGGCGAAGUUUCCUGAAGUCGUAUUUGGGUACAUGUCUCCAGCCAUGAUUGUCAUCAGCACACCGAACUCUGAUUUCAAUUCCCUGUUUCCAUCUACAGUCUUCAGAGAUUCAGAUCACAAAUUUGAGUGGAGUAGAAUGCAGUUUCAGACCUGGGCUUUAGACGUGGCCAGUCGCUACAGUUACUCUGUGGAGUUUACUGGUGUGGGAGAACCACCAGCAGGAGCUGAGGAUGUUGGAUGGUGUACCCAGAUAGGGGUCUUCCGGAAAAAAGCAAAGGCAACUGAAUCUGCUGUUUUGGAGCACCAUGGCGAACAUGUUUAUGAAGUUAUUUAUACGACCUCAUACCCGAGUUUACAGCAAAUGAAUUACUGUAGACGUGUAGUGACUUAUCUAGUGUACCGAGAGGUGAACAGAAUGAAACGGAGAUGUCAAGUGAGUCUGAGACAGCAUGAGUUGGAACCUGAGUCCGCAGACCCUGGCAACCCAACAAGAAAAUUCAUCUCAGACCUUCCAGUUCCAGUACUCACAGAGGCAGACAAAGCCAUGGAGAUGACUCCCCAACCCUUCUGUAUUGGAGAUAAGUUUUAUGUACCCCUGGAGAGAAUCAUUGCUUAUCCCAGGCUGCGGCACAUAUGUGGUAAUGUAGAGAAGCUGAGAGAGUUCCUUGCUGAUGUAGUAGAACUGAACUGCGAUGGUUCUGCAGUGAAGGUUGACUUGCAUGAUUGUGGUGACUACUGA
Eubalaena glacialis (North Atlantic right whale) is the source of this 1164-nucleotide messenger RNA. RefSeq names its product HEN methyltransferase 1 (gene HENMT1). The coding region runs from base 1 to 1164 and encodes 387 amino acids. Gene Ontology annotation, molecular function: O-methyltransferase activity; RNA methyltransferase activity. The transcript is spliced from 7 exons. Gene Ontology annotation, biological process: RNA methylation; piRNA processing; siRNA processing. NCBI's taxonomy places the organism in Eukaryota, Metazoa, Chordata, Mammalia, Artiodactyla, Balaenidae. The record is from RefSeq and is a predicted model, not a curated record. Gene Ontology annotation, cellular component: nucleus; cytoplasm.